Messenger RNA from Alnus glutinosa, 3522 nucleotides. Its product is annotated as sucrose-phosphate synthase 4. Lineage: Eukaryota; Viridiplantae; Streptophyta; Magnoliopsida; Fagales; Betulaceae. The coding region runs from base 226 to 3297 and encodes 1023 amino acids. Gene Ontology annotation, molecular function: sucrose-phosphate synthase activity; sucrose synthase activity. The record is from RefSeq and is a predicted model, not a curated record. The transcript has 14 exons. Gene Ontology annotation, biological process: sucrose metabolic process.
UCGUUUUCAAAGUGCCAGGUCCCCGAGUCGAAACCUUCUCUCCCUCCUUCACUCACAAACGGAUUUUGGAAAGAAAAAAAACCCAUCAAACUUCAAAGUUUUCCACUCAUUUCUCAAUGCUUUUAGGAGCUUAAACCGAUGCAAAUUCAUUCAUCUCUCUCUUCCCCCUGACACACCCAGAAGCUUUUUACUGCUCUCUCUUUCUCUUCCAAAUUCCUCAAAGAGAUGGCAAGAAACGAAUGGAUUAAUGGGUACUUGGAGGCGAUUUUGGACGUGGGAAGUAACACAAGGAAAAGGCUUGAUGGGAAACAGAGUAUUAUUCCAAAGUCUGAAGAGAAAGAAAAGGAGGAAAAGUUAUUCAGUCCGACAAAGUACUUCGUGCAUGAAGUUGUUAAUAGCUUUGAUGAGUCCGAGCUCCACAGGACUUGGAUCAAGGUUAUAGCAACAAGGAAUACCCGUGAACGCAGUAACAGGCUCGAGAAUAUGUGCUGGCGCAUUUGGCAUCUCGCUCGCAGAAAGAAGCAGAUAGCAUGGGAUGAUGCAAAGAAACUAGCUAAACGGCGUAUAGAACGUGAACAAGGCCGUAAUGAUGCCGCCGAUGACCUUUCCGAGCUCUCAGAAGGUGAGAAGGAGAAAGGCGAUGCCAACCUCUCAGAACCCGUAAAGGAGAUCUCCAGGAUCAACUCAGAAAUGCAUAUUUGGUCAGAUGAUGAUAAGUCUAGGCGACUUUAUAUUGUCCUGAUCAGUAUUCAUGGGUUGGUGCGAGGAGAAAAUAUGGAACUUGGAAGAGAUUCUGAUACCGGUGGUCAGGUGAAAUAUGUUGUCGAACUUGCUCGAGCUCUGGCCAACACAAAAGGUGUCCAUCGUGUUGAUCUCCUAACCAGACAAAUCGCCUCACCAGAAGUAGACUGGAGCUAUGGUGAGCCCAUUGAGAUGCUGUCAUGCCCAUCGGAUGCAAGUGGUAGCUGUGGAGCCUACAUUAUCCGCCUGCCUUGUGGGCCACGCGAUAAGUACAUACCAAAAGAGUCACUUUGGCCUCAUAUACCUGAAUUUGUUGAUGGGGCUCUAAACCAUAUAGUCAACAUGGCAAGAGCUCUGGGUGAACAAGCCAAUGAGGGGCAGCCAACUUGGCCUUAUGUGAUUCACGGCCACUACGCUGAUGCCGGAGAGGUGGCGGCACAUUUGUCCGGGGCCUUGAACGUGCCGAUGGUGCUAACAGGCCACUCAUUGGGCCGGAACAAGUUUGAGCAACUGCUUAAGCAAGGGAGGCUUUCUAGGGAGGACAUAAAUGCAACCUACAAAAUAAUGAGGAGGAUCGAAGCCGAAGAACUUAGUCUGGAUGCGGCUGAAAUGGUGGUGACUAGCACAAGGCAAGAGAUUGAAGAGCAGUGGGGUUUGUACGACGGAUUCGAUCUGAAGCUGGAGAGGAAGCUUAGGGUUAGGAGACGGCGUGGAGUUAGUUGUUACGGGCGACACAUGCCAAGGAUGGUGGUUAUACCACCGGGCAUGGACUUCAGCUAUGUCACAGCACAAGAUACUGUGGAAGGUGAUGGCGAUCUCAAGUCAUUGAUUGGCUCAGAGAAGUUUCAAAACAAAAGGCAACUGCCUCCGAUAUGGUCUGAGAUAAUGCGAUUUUUCACGAACCCUCACAAGCCCAUGAUACUUGCACUGUCCCGUCCUGACCCCAAGAAAAACGUCACCACAUUGCUGAAGGCUUUUGGGGAAUGCCAACAUCUCCGGGAGCUAGCUAACUUGAUACUAAUACUUGGCAACAGAGAUGACAUUGAAGAAAUGCCUAAUAGCAGCUCGGUUGUUCUCACAACAGUGCUCAAGCUCAUUGACAAGUACGAUUUGUAUGGACAGGUGGCCUAUCCCAAACAUCACAAGCAAUCAGAAGUUCCUGACAUUUACCGUCUGGCUGCAAAAACAAAGGGAGUUUUCAUCAACCCAGCUCUCGUGGAACCUUUCGGUCUCACACUCAUUGAGGCAACUGCUUAUGGUUUACCUUUCGUUGCCACCAAAAACGGAGGGCCUGUCGAUAUUCUGAAGGCACUAAACAAUGGACUCCUUGUUGACCCACAUGACCAGAAAGCCGUAGCAGAUGCACUGCUAAAGCUUGUUGCAGACAAAAAUCUUUGGCAUGAAUGCCGAAAGAAUGGCCUAAAGAAUAUCCACCGUUUUUCAUGGCCAGAACACUGUCGAAACUACCUCUCCCACGUUGAGCACUGUCGGAAUCGCCACCCCACCACUCGUCUCCAGAUCAUGCCAAUUCCCGAAGAACCGAUGAGUGACUCUCUAAAGGAUGUGGAAGAUGUUUCUUUGAGAUUCUCCAUAGAUGGAGACUUAAAGAUCAAUGGAGAGCCAGAUGCAGCAACCAGACAAAAGCAACUCAUCGAAGCCAUAACCAGAAUGGCUUCCUCCAAUGGUAAACCUGGUGUCAGUUACUGCCCUGGUAGAAGGCAGUGGCUGUUUGUAAUAGCCGUUGAUUGUUAUAACAGCACCGGAGAUUGCACUGAAACCUUUCAGGCAAUUAUCAGGAAUGUCAUGCAAGCUGCACGCUCAGGUCUAGGCUUGGGUCGGAUAGGCUUUGUAUUGUUAACCGGUUUGACUUUACAAGAGACCAUAGAGGCAUUGAAAGGCUGCCAAGUGAACAUAGAAGAUUUUGAUGCAUUGGUGUGUAAAAGCGGAAGUGAGAUGUAUUACCCGUGGAGAGACAUGGUGGCUGAUGUGGACUAUGAAACCCACGUGGAGUAUAGAUGGCCUGGUGAGAAUGUGAAGUCGAUGGUGACAAGGCUUGCCAGGAUAGAAGGUGAGGCUGAGGAUGACAUCGUGGAGUAUGUGGAUGCAUGCAGCUCUAGGUGCUACUCUUAUAGUGUGAGACCAGGAGCCAAGACUCGAAGGACAGAUGACCUCCGCCAGAGGCUGCGAAUGAGAGGCUUCCGAUGCAAUCUUGUCUACAUACGCACAGCAUCGAGGUUAAAUGUGGUGCCAUUGUUUGCAUCAAGAAUACAAGCACUAAGGUACCUUUCAGUUAGAUGGGGAAUUGAUCUUUCCAAAGUGGUUCUGUUUGUGGGCGAAAGAGGGGAUACAGAUUACGAGCACCUUCUUGCUGGCCUCCACAAGACCCUUAUUCUAAAAGGCUCCGUGGAAUAUGGAAGUGAGAAGCUUCUUUGCAGUGAACACAGUUUUAAAAGAGAAGAUAUAGUUCCACAAGAUAGCCCUCACAUCAGCUUUGUAGAGGAGUGUUGUGGAGUCCAUGAUAUCUCGGCAGCUCUAGAAGCUCUAGGGAUCAAGUGAAUAAAUUUUCCCUUUGUUUAUCUUGUUUUCACUAUUAUCAUUACUACUAUUAUUUUUUAGGGUCUUUUAUAUAGAUAACUCAAAGGUGAGAAUGUGAAUACAUAUACAAGGGGAAUAUAUAUCUAAAUAUUGUGUAAAAAAGUUUCAACUUCUGUAAGAAUAUACAUGUAAGCUUUUCAAAAAAUUCAUCUUGUGCAUAUGACAUGAUCUUUAAUUCGAUUCAUA